AUGGUUAACUCCUCAACAGUUGCUCAAAGAUGGAAAGCAGAAGUUGCAUCACAUAGUACUUGGACACCCUCAGAAUUUUUGAAAAAAGUGUCAAGCAAUGAUGGAAUAACAAUUUCAAAGAGGCAAGCAUAUAGAGCAUUGAAGAAAGCAAGGGCUGCCAUUUAUGGUGAUGAAGAAAAGUGUUUUAAUAAGAUAUGGAAUUAUUGCAAGGAGAUUGAUAGGACAAAUUUUGGCAGUUCAUGCCAUGUCAAAGAGGGUGAGCUGGUUUAUGAUGGAAAGAAAAGGUUCCUAAGGUUUUAUAUGUGUUGGGGUGCGUGCAAGCAAGGGUAUAAGUUUUUAAGGCCUAUAAUAGGGGUUGAUGGGUGUCAUUUAAAGGGACUACAUGGUGGGCAGUUGCUGUUAGCUAUUGGAGUUGAUGGGAAUGACAGUGUGUUCCCUCUAGCUUAUGCAGUAGUGGAAGGUGAGAGAAGGGAAUCAUGGACUUGGUUCUUGCGCCAUCUAAAAAAGGAUCUGUCAAUAACUCCUCAAGAUGAAUUGGAGUUAACAUUCAUUUCAGAUAAGCAAAAGGGCUUACUCCCAGCUUUUGAAGAAGUGCUGCCAGCUGUGACUCACAGGUUCUGUGUGAGGCACUUACAUGGGAACAUGAAAGUGGCUGGAUUCACUGGAAAAGCAGUGAAGGAUGGUUUAUGGGAAGCUGCCAGGGCCACCACAGUAAACUCAUUUACUGCUGCAAUGAAGAACUUGAAAGAAAUUGAUAGUAGGGCAUAUGAUUGGCUGAUGGACAAGCAUCCCUCUGAGUGGUCCAAGUCACAUUUUAAUACCAAUGCACAUUGUGAUAUGUUAGUAAAUAACAUCUGUGAGUGCUAUAAUGCUGUCAUAUUAGAUGCUAGAGAGCAGCCAUUACUUAGUUGCCUUGAAACCUUGAGAAAGAAACUCAUGGCUAGGUUGUAUGAGUGUAGAAAACAGGCUCUGAAAUGGACUGAACCUAUAUGCCCUAGGAUUCUUAAGAAGAUAGUAGUGAAUGAGAAAUUAGCUGGGGGCUAUACAGUUAUUCAAAGUGAUGACAACUUGUUUGAGACUCGAGGGGUAAUGAAUAGUGCUAUAUGGAUGAAACAUGGCAAGGGUCCAGUGCAUGACUAUGUACAUCCCUGUUAUUUCAUUGACACCUACUUGAAGAGCUAUGGAGGCAGUAUAAGGCCUAUGGCAGGCCCUAAUGAGUGGCCUGAAAGUGAUAAAGAACCCCUUCUUCCACCAUUGUACACUGCAAAACCAGGCAGGCCAAAGAAGUUGAGAAAGAAAGGAGCUGAUGAGGUUUCCAAAGUUAUUGAUCUAGGUGGGACAGAUUUGAAAGGAGUAGAUCCAAGCAAAUCCAAGGAUGGGAUACACUUGAAGAGAAGCCAUGUGAAGAUGCAUUGCACUAAAUGCAAAAAGGAAGGCCACAAUAAAAGAAAGUGUCCUGAAGAUCCUGCUGUGAGGGAGAGAUUGGCCAAUCUAAAGAAAAGAGUAAGGGUGAAAGCAAAGAAAGGUCAAGUACCUGCAUCUUCCUCAACUGCCCCAUCUUCAAUAGCUCCAUCUUCAAUUGUCCCUCCUUCAACACUUCCACUGCCAGCAGAACACAAGGAGAAGAUGAUGACAGUUGCACCAUCUACUGAAGUAACAGCUGAUGAAAUACCAAUGACAAGCCAGCCACCAAUACUUGAAGACACUCAAGAAGAAGUCACCAAUUCCCCCUCCAUGGACAAAGGCAAGAAGUAG
Molecule: messenger RNA, 1755 nt
Organism: Ipomoea triloba (trilobed morning glory)
Lineage: Eukaryota; Viridiplantae; Streptophyta; Magnoliopsida; Solanales; Convolvulaceae
Exons: 6
Coding region: 1-1755 (584 amino acids)
Biological process (GO): DNA transposition
Molecular function (GO): transposase activity; DNA binding; zinc ion binding
Source: RefSeq, a predicted model, not a curated record